Zygosaccharomyces rouxii is the source of this 1059-nucleotide messenger RNA. RefSeq names its product replication factor C subunit 5 (gene RFC5). Gene Ontology annotation, biological process: DNA repair; DNA-templated DNA replication. Gene Ontology annotation, cellular component: Ctf18 RFC-like complex; Rad17 RFC-like complex; Elg1 RFC-like complex. Gene Ontology annotation, molecular function: DNA binding; DNA clamp loader activity. The record is from RefSeq and is a predicted model, not a curated record. The transcript has a single exon. NCBI's taxonomy places the organism in Eukaryota, Fungi, Ascomycota, Saccharomycetes, Saccharomycetales, Saccharomycetaceae. Bases 1 to 1059 code for a protein of 352 amino acids.
AUGUCAUUGUGGGUCGAUAAGUACCGUCCUAGGUCUUUAGAUACUUUGAGUCAUAAUGGACAUUUAACCAGUGUUUUACAAUCUAUAUCACAACAACCGAGAGACUUACCACAUCUACUUUUAUAUGGUCCUAAUGGGAGUGGUAAAAAAACGAGAUGUAUGGCCUUGUUGGAGUCGAUAUUUGGCCAAGGUGUUUAUAAAAUGAAGAUCGAUGUGAGGCAGUUUGUGACACCUUCAAACAGGAAAUUAGAUUUGAAUGUUGUAAGUUCUGCAUAUCAUUUGGAGAUCACACCUAGUGAUAUGGGGAUAAACGAUAGAAUAGUGAUUCAACAGCUGCUAAAAGAGGUUGCACAGAUGGAACAAGUGGACUUCCAAGAGUCUCAAGAUGGGCUAGCUCACCGUUACAAGUGCGUUGUAAUUAAUGAGGCAGACUCUUUGACAAGAGAUGCACAGGCGGCAUUGAGACGUACGAUGGAAAAAUAUUCAAGAAAUGUUCGUUUGAUCAUGUUAUGUGAUAGUGUAUCUUCGAUUAUUUCGCCGAUAAAAUCAAGAUGUUUCAUGGUGAGAUGCCCUGCACCUCCUAAUGAUGAAACUGUGAACAUCUUGAACUACGUUGCCUCUAAGGAGAAAGUUCAACUGGAAUCUGAUGAAGUGUUAAAAGUAAUUGCUCAAGAAUCUGAAGGUAAUCUUCGUAAAGCAUUAUUGAUGUUGGAAUCGAUGGCAUUAUGCAACGAGAUGCAAUUAAAGAAGAGUACCCCAAUUAUAAAACCUGAUUGGGAAUCCGUCAUUUCCAAACUGGCAACAAAGAUUCAAAAAGAAAAAUCUGUUGGAUGUUUAGUGGAGUGUCGAUCCUUUCUCUAUGAUCUUCUGGCACAUUGCAUUCCAGCAAGAACCAUUUUACAAGAAUUGACAUUUGCACUUUUACGGAAUUCUAGUAAUGAAAAGGCCAAAAUUGCCAUUUUACAAACUUCAAGCAUUUUUGAUGAAAGGUUAUCACUAGGAAAUAAACCCAUCUAUCAUUUAGAAGGUUUCGUUGCUAGAGCCAUGUGUUCCAUGUAG